Messenger RNA from Condylura cristata (star-nosed mole), 1734 nucleotides. It is a transcript of the gene ADAD1, whose product is annotated as adenosine deaminase domain containing 1 (testis-specific). Gene Ontology annotation, cellular component: cytoplasm; nucleolus. The record is from RefSeq and is a predicted model, not a curated record. Gene Ontology annotation, molecular function: double-stranded RNA binding; tRNA-specific adenosine deaminase activity; double-stranded RNA adenosine deaminase activity. Gene Ontology annotation, biological process: RNA processing; adenosine to inosine editing. Bases 1 to 1734 code for a protein of 577 amino acids. NCBI's taxonomy places the organism in Eukaryota, Metazoa, Chordata, Mammalia, Eulipotyphla, Talpidae. The transcript is spliced from 11 exons.
AUGUCUGGCAACAACGACUGGUUCCCGAGCUCCCGGGUGCCCAGCUUCGCCCAGAUGCUGAAGAAGAACCUGCCGGUGCAGCCGCCUCCGCAGACGGUGGCCGCGCCCGCGGGCUACUCCGCCGAGAGCUGCAGUCUGGCCAGCAUGGCCUCCAAGGUCACGCAAGUGACGGGUAAUUUUCCAGAACCGUUGCUUUCAAAGAGUCUGUCAUCUGUUUCAAACCCUGUCCUUCCUCCAAAGAAGAUCCCCAGGGAGUUCAUACUGAAGUACAAGCGCGGAGAGAUCAACCCCGUGUCCGCGUUGCACCAGUUUGCGCAAAUGCAGCGGGUUCAGCUCGACCUUAAGGAGACGGUGACCACAGGUAACGUCAUGGGACCCUACUUUGCCUUUUGUGCCGUGGUGGACGGAAUCCAGUACAAGACCGGCCUGGGGCAGAACAAGAAGGAGUCUAGAUGCAAUGCAGCCAAGCUGGCUCUGGACGAGCUGCUGCAGCCGGAGGAGCCUGAGCCCAGAGCCUCGGAAACGGCAGGCCCCCCGCCUAUCCCGGCAGAGCCUGCUGCCUCCCUGGAACCCGCGUAUGUCUCCAAAGUCCAUUACGAAGGGAGACACAUUCAGUAUGCAAAGAUUUCGCUGAUUGUCAAAGAAACAUUUGAUCAACUAAUUUGCAAUAAUUCAGAAUAUCUAAAAUGUGGUAAUUCAUUGGCUGCUUUUAUAAUUGAGAGAGCUGGGCAGCAUGAGGUGGUGGCUGUGGGCACCGGCGAGUACAACUACAGUCAGUGCAUCAGGCCCAAUGGCCGGGUGCUGCAUGACACGCACGCCGUGGUCACCGCCAGGCGGUCCCUGCUGAGGUACUUCUACAGACAGCUUCUGCUCUUCUACAGCAGAAAUCCUGCUAUGAUGGAAAAGUCAAUAUUUUGUACCGAACCCGGUUCUGAUCUACUCACGCUCAAGCAGAAUAUCAACAUUUACCUCUACAUGAACCAGCUGCCGAAAGGGUCAGCCCAGAUAAAGUCGCAGUUGCGCCUCAAUCCUCACUCCAUAUCCGCGUUCGAAGCCAACGAGGAGCUGAGUCUGCACGUGGCUGUGGAAGGCAAAAUCUACCUGACCGUCCACUGCCCCGCUGAUGUCGUGAACCGGGUCAGCAGCAUGUCAGCCAGCGACAAGCUGACGCGCUGGGCCGUGCUGGGGGUGCAGGGCGCCCUGCUGAGCCACUUCAUCCAGCCGGUGUACGUCGGCGCCAUCCUCGUGGGUGACGGGAGCUGCCAGGACACCAGAGGCCUGGAGAUCGCCACAAAGCAGCGCGUGGACGACGCACUCACCUCCAAGCUCCCGAUGUUCUACCUGGUCAGCAGGCCUCACAUCAGCCUGGUCCCGGCCGCGUGCGCUCUGCAAGCCGCCUCGGAGAGCAGAUCCCUCAGUCUGAACUGGGCACAGGGGGACAUUUCUCUGGAGAUCGUGGAUGGUCUUAGCGGGAAGAUCACUGAAAGUUCCCCGUUCAGGAGCGGCGUGUCCAUGGCCAGUCGGCUUUGCAAGGCGGCCAUGUUAAGUCGCUUCAGUCUGCUCGCCAAAGAGGCCAAAAAGGAGGAUUUGCUGGAAGCCAGCACCUACCACGCGGCGAAGUGCCUGUCGGGCCCCUACCAAGAGGCGAAGGCGCUGCUGAGGGCCUACCUGCGGCAGCACGGCUACGGCUCCUGGGUGGUGAAGGCCCCCUGCAUAGAGCAGUUCAGCGUGUGA